UAUUUUGAAGGGAUUGGGUCUCCCUUUUAUUAUUCUUCCCCUUUUACAUCUCCAAUUGCAGCAAGGAGCAGGGUGGUUCCAUCAACUUCUUUUCAGUCCUGAUUCUCCCCAAAUUGAAACCCUAACCUGGUGCUUCCGAGAAAUUGAAACGCAACCCUUGCCACUCCCACACCAGAGCUUAUUGCUUCUGGCCGUUUCAACACCAUGCUCUCAGCUUUUCCCCUUCACUCACAUCUGACAACUAUUUGGUUUACUAAUGGUGAACAGAGCUCUUGCUUUGCACAAAGGGUGACAAUAUUUGGGUUCUGUACCAGAAGAUUAAAAGUGCAGUGAUGACAUUGGGGUCUAUAUUUAAGGGCUUGUGUUAUAUACAUGUUGUCAAGACCUAUCUGAUCAACCCUUUAGCGACCUUUGGUCCUAGCAUGGUUCCUACAAUCGAUUCGACACCAAGUGUGUUCUUGUCUGAAAAGAUCUCAACCCGAUUUGGUAAAGUUGAUCGUGGAGAUAUUGUAGUCUUGUGCGACCCUCAAAAACCUGCACACUUUCUGACCAAACGUGUGAUUGGAUUGGAGGGUGAUAGGAUUACAUACAGUACCAAUCCAGAGACCAAGGACUUGGUGGAUGAUAAUUUUACACACAUUUCAUAUCCUGAGAACAAUGAUAUGCCUAAGACGGUUGUGGUUCCAAAGGGUAGCGUUUGGGUAGAGGGAGAUAACAAGUAUGACAGCCGUGAUUCUAGAAAAUUUGGUCCUAUUCCUUAUGGUCUUAUUUACGGCAAGAUAUUCUGGAGGAUAUACCCGUUUCAAUAUUUUGGACCUUUCUGGAAUAAAUGAUCUGAAGCAAAGUAUUCAAUCAUGGAAGCUACGAUCUUUUGCAACAUGACUCUGUUUAAAUUUGAAAUGCAAAACCCUAUCUAUUUGGACUCAAUAGUUUAUUACAUAGAAUUGUGCAUUUUACUCACCAAAUAUUCAUAUUCAAAUUGCUACAUUUUGCAUUCUGUUACUCAUAAAUGUGGAUCCAACGGUUGUUAAUCCUAUUGGAAACCUAUUGUCUUUUCGAAGAAGGUUCUUCGACUAAGGAUUUUAUAUUAUAUUUGCCCAGCACAUUGCUUAUAUAUAAAAUGGUUGUUGAUGGAUGAACACUUCUACCCAUCACUUUUUUCUUA
Molecule: messenger RNA, 1165 nt
Organism: Vigna unguiculata (cowpea)
Lineage: Eukaryota; Viridiplantae; Streptophyta; Magnoliopsida; Fabales; Fabaceae
Product: mitochondrial ATP-independent inner membrane protease subunit 1a-like
Cellular component (GO): membrane; mitochondrial inner membrane peptidase complex
Molecular function (GO): serine-type endopeptidase activity
Source: RefSeq, a predicted model, not a curated record